GCGCUCACCGUCUCUGCCAUGGACAUUUGCUGCAACCCAAACGAAGUGGAAGCCAAAUCAGCCGAGCGACAAGCCAACAAAAACGAAAAGGAAAUUAUCGAUCGAAGAGUGAAAAAGUCAUUCGACGCCUGAUUUGCUUUGGCAAAGAGGGCACACAAAUAAUUUUUUCGCAAAAAUCAUUUAAAUACUUCAAUUAUUCCACAAAAUCGCUGCGCAAAAUUUUAAUUAUCGCAAAUACAACGAUACAAGUGUGUGCUAAUAUAGCGGGUGUGCUGUAUUUGUGAGUGUUGAAAGUAUAAAAAAAUUGAUUGAAUUACGGAAUCUGGUAUUCAGCAAAAGACUUGGCCCGCACACACACACACCAGCAAGGAUAAGCCCAUAAUAUUAAUAGACACAUAGAGCGUAGAGGAGCAACGUUAAAGCAUCAUGGCAGACAGCGAAUUCGAGGAGUUCCACAGGCCCAUCUUUGAGCCACAUCAGAUACAAACUUAUAUGAGCCCUGGCCAAAAGAAAAAUAACGCCCAUACAUUCUAUUCCUUAAUACCGAAUGACGACCUCGAGGAUUCUCCAUCUUCGAAGAGUGAUGCCUCUGAUCAGGAAGAUGCCGGCGGUGGAGAUCUUUGCUGUGAAACAACAAAACUGCAGCGUCAAGUAGAGGAUGAUGAAAUCGGUGACGGUCUUAAGGUGGUAUCGCUCUCUUCGGAUGGCUCGUUGGACACAAAUGACUCCUUCAAUUCACAUCGUCAUCAUCCGUUGAAUCAUCAGGAUGCAAUUGGUGGCCUGGUUGGCAUUGGUACAGGUGCUGGCACGGGCAAUACAACCGGCACUGAUUGCGUAGUCGGUUCGCAAUUAUUACUUUCUCCCAAUACAGCUGCUGCAAUUGGUGCGACCCAGCAGCAACAACGACGUCGACGAAAAUUACCGGAAAUACCAAAGAAUAAGAAAUCUUCCAUUCUACAUCUUUUAGGUGGUGGAUAUGGGCAGACUACAUUGGCUGACGAAAUGAAUAAUGGGCGCAAUCAAUCGAACGACAACAAUAACGCCAUCACAGGCAAUACUGUUAACGGCAAUUUGAACGGUUUAAAUGGUGGCACCACAGUACGAAAUAAUCAACGCUCAUUUUUGACACUGAAAUGUGGUUAUCUACUAGAUGAGGACUCCAGUCCAGAUUCCGAACGUUUACAGAGUUUGGGCGAUGUGGAUAGUGGCCACAGUACAGCACAUUCCCCAAAUGAUUUCAAAAGUAUGUCACCACAAAUCACUUCCCCCGUUUCACAAUCACCAUUUCCUCAGCCAUUCGGUGGUGUGCCCUUCUCCCAACUGGAAAUGCUUGAAGCUACACAUCGUGGCUUACACAAGUUUAUACCUCGUCAUCAUGAUGAAAUCGAAAUUGAAAUUGGCGAUGCUAUUUACGUACAAAAAGAGGCUGACGAUCUCUGGUGUGAGGGUGUAAAUCUGCGCACUGGUCGACAGGGUAUUUUUCCCUCAGCCUAUGCGGUUGAUUUGGAUUACAAUGAGUUCGAUCCGACGGUGCAACAGGUGAAGAAGGAGCGUUAUUUACUCGGUUACUUGGGUUCGGUAGAGACAUUAGCUCACAAGGGAACCGGUGUUGUGUGCCAAGCAGUGCGUAAGAUUGUUGGUGAAUAUGGCAACUCACCAGCCGGUCAAGUGUGCAUACUGGAGGUGUCGGAUCAGGGUUUGCGCAUGGUAGACCGUUCGGGACCAAAUAAGAAGGACAAGAAACCCUGCAUCGAUUACUUCUACUCACUAAAGAAUGUCUCAUUCUGUGCAUUUCAUCCACGUGAUCAUCGCUUUAUUGGCUUCAUAACGAAGCAUCCAACGGUGCAACGUUUCGCAUGUCAUGUCUUCAAGGGCUCUGAGUCGACACGCCCCGUAGCCGAAGCCGUGGGUCGAGCAUUUCAACGUUUCUAUCAGAAAUUCAUAGAAACAGCAUAUCCGAUUGAAGAUAUAUACAUAGAGUAAGCUGUAAGCUAUUCGUAUUGACUGGUUCAUAAAAUGGAUGCGCUGUGCUACUAUUGCAUAGAAAUUGCUAGUGCUGGUUUGUGGUUUACGCUUAUUUUCCCCCAAACACACGUUAACACAAAUAAAAAAAAAAUAAAAAUGUUGUCUUCAACAAGUGUGAAGUGAGUACUUUUAGCGGGUGAUAUGUACUCUCAAGCUCGUGUUUAUUUAAAGAAAAUAAUUAAAUUAUAUAAAAAAUGAAGUGAAACAAAAAAUAUAUAAAGUUUCAAAUUAUUCCAAAUUAAUUGAGCAACAACAAUUACUUAGGAGAAUAAUUAGUAAUAGUCGUUUAGUUAUCAUAGUCAGAAGUAUUCGUGAAAACACAAUUCGCCCGUUCUAUUGAUCCAAAUAGUUUUUUAGAUUUGUAGUUGAAGAAGUAGGCUUAUUCGAAAAUUUCAAGUCAAAGCAUGGAUGAUAAACUUGGACGAAAUAUUUACAUCAAUUUAAUAUUUUUUUUACAAGAUUAUUAUUCAUAUUUUAAUGUUUUUAAUUUUUCUAAUUUUCUAAUUUUUGUGAAUUUUGUGUCAAAACGUCAAAUCGAUUAGAGCAAAAUUGACGAAGUCAUGAGUAUUUUCAUACCUGACUUAUAAACGUUUAACAUCUGAUUUCAAAAUUUUGGGGCGUUUUCAUCCAAACUCACGUUUUCAAAAUGAUACCCUUUAUAAAUUGUUCCAACGCACUGCACUUUUUCCGGAGGGUUAUUUUCAAAUUUAAAAAAAAAAUUAUUUUACAAUAAUAAAUUUGCGUGAUAUUUUCGCUAAAAGCCAAAAAUUACAUUUGGAAAAACCGUCUCGGAGUUACCUAGGAAAACAAUUUAUUAACGAAUGAUAAUUUCUAAUGAUCUAUCAGCAAGUCAACGAAGUUUUGAGGAACACCGCAAACUUACCUUUUCCAAUGGCGCUCCAGAGUAAUGGCUUCCAUUUUCGUAUUUUUAACUGCUUUAUAAAAAACUAAUUAAAAUGAGUCUUGUUUUACAAAAAUUUAAUAAAUUAUACUAUUUCAUAUAAUUCAUUACUUUUUCACAUUUUUCUCUUUUCUCUGGAAAGUAAAGAGUAAGGUUCUCUUCGAGCGAAUAUAACAAAAAUUCGAACAAUUUUUAAUAAGGUAUUUGAUGUUCAUUUUAAAAAAUUUGUAGGAAUUUAAAAGCUUUUAGAAAAUGAAAUUAUAAUGUUGAAGAAUAUUUGAAUAAAAUAAGAAAAAAAAAAACAAAUAAUAAUGAGAAGCUGAAGCUGGAGCUGGAGCAGAGUUAUAAUUGCAGUUUGAGUUCUAAUAAUUAUUCAAUAAGUUUGUUAUAAUCAACGGUCUACAAAUUUUUCCUCAUUUUAUUUAUAAAAAAUGGAUUCAUUGUCAACGUUUGAUUCAGUAGUGAAUGGAAAGCAGAAAACUAUAUAUACAACUCAAAAAUAAACUUUCAGAAUUUAUCAUUAUAAUGGUAUAUAAUAAGAUGAAAAAAAAUAUUAUGUUCUAAUUUAUCCCCCUCGCAAUCAUUACCGUCCGUGGUUAUGUUAAAAACUCAUUAGCUCAUUUCAUUAAUCAUUAAAGAAAUAUUAUAUAUUAUUAAUUGUACAUUUCUUAAACUUUAAACUAAUUUAUAAUAAAUAAGCAAGUAAAUAUUAAUAUGUGUGCUAAUAUAUGUUUAUAAGUUCUUACUGACUAUGAUUAGUUGUAAGCUUUCAAUUUCUACUUAAGAUGAUAGUUUAAUAUCGGUUAAUAAAUAUUUUUGCAAUAUAAAUACAUGCAUACAUGAAAAUCAAAAUCGUUUUUUAUAACAAAUAUAGUUUUUCAAAAACAUUUCUUUCUUGUUUCUGAAAAUAAAAAAUUUGAAAAUAAGAAGAAUGCUCAUUUAUUUCACCAAAAAGAACCCAUUAAAUUUUUUUUAUAAUUUUCGAUAACAAAUAAGAGUGUAAAUAGUAUAGAAAAUGUGAGAGAAAUAAGUUGUAGGAAUAUGUCGGAAUGCGCGCUUUAGAAAUGAGUGAUAUGUAAAAGAUGUUGAAAAAUCAUUUAAAUAUAUUUAAUGUUUAAGAAAGGAACAGUGGAGCGACCUUGUGAGAAAAGCAUGUCUAAAACUAUUUUUUUAAGCAAACUCAAAACAGAUAAUGAAUUGUUGAUUUUUUCGAAAAGUACAUUAUUCUAAAAUAAACUACACGCAUUUUCAAAAACUCAAUUAACACCAAACAAUAGCAAUCAAAAGUUUUCGAAGAGCUAGUACUAUUAAAACACAAACAAAAGCAUACAUGUCAAUACAUAAAAAAAGAAAAAAUCAAAAACAAAAAAAAAUAUGUUUAUAUAUGCAUAUAAAAUAAUUACAGCUAUAACAGAUUAAAUAAAAAAAAUACAAUUAAGUUAUAAAAAUUCAAAAAAAUUUCAUUACACAAAUAGCAAUAUGAAAUGCAAAAAUUCAGUUCUAUAAUUUUUUAAAUUUUUUGUGAAUUUUCAAAAACAUUUUUCAAGGUAGGGCACCUUCAUGAGUUCUUCUUCUUUCAUUCCACACCAUUUAUAUAUGCUUAAGUUUUUUACUCUCUAUUUAAAUAUACUACUCUUUUAGUGUCACUAGAAUUCUAAAUUUUUUUCUAAAUUAAAAAUCUUUCCAUCAACGCAUUUAUUUUAGCAAAUACGUAUGUAGCUCAACUUGAUUUCCUUGCUAUCAAAUGCACAAACACGUACACACAAAAAGCAUAUGAAUCUAAAGCUCACCAGAAUUGUUGGCGACUUCAAAACAAAUAAAGAAUAGCUUUCGAAAGAUUUGAAGAUUGUAAGUCAAAUUUGUUGAUAUUUGUAGAAAGAAAAGGCGAUUUAAUUAAAUCAACUAAAUAAAACAAAACAAAAAAACAAUUAUAUGCAAUUACAUACAAACAUAAAUGCAUAUUUUUAAUUGAGUCAAUAAACGAAAAUUUCUUCUGUGAAAAACAAUAAAGAACAAAAACACACACACAUACAUAUAUACAUAUUUACUAUCAUACAUACAGUACUUACGCGUAUGUUACACUCACAAUUUCGAUAAAUAGAAAUCAGUUACAUGCAUAAGAAUUAUUACAUAAACUACUAAUAAAUAUAUACAUACAUAUAUACAAUAUACAAAUAUAUAUUGUAAAACAUAAAGAAAAAGAAAAAUGAGAAUAAUAUUUAAAUAAAUGUAUAUACUACGUACAUAUACAAUUAUGAA
This is a messenger RNA of Bactrocera neohumeralis, 5185 nucleotides long. It is a transcript of the gene Aplip1, whose product is annotated as JNK-interacting protein 1. Lineage: Eukaryota; Metazoa; Arthropoda; Insecta; Diptera; Tephritidae. The transcript is spliced from 5 exons. The coding region runs from base 427 to 1983 and encodes 518 amino acids. Gene Ontology annotation, cellular component: cytoplasm. Gene Ontology annotation, molecular function: protein binding. The record is from RefSeq and is a predicted model, not a curated record. Gene Ontology annotation, biological process: regulation of JNK cascade.